UGAGUUUUGAAUGAAUUUUUUUGACAUUCAAUUCAAUCUGACAACUGCGAAACCUACUAUAGUUUUAUUACGAUACGAUUUUUUUUAGUCCUUGUGUAAAUAAAUCCGUUUACGUACUAUUGAAGUCGAGAUUUUAAAGAUUAGCGUCGCGUAUUGUGAUUGAUAAUUGUAACAGUGUUAAGUGUUGAGUGUAUCUUGUGGAGAAAUAUGGGCAAUAUUCACACUGUUGGGCCAAACGAGGCACUUAUAGUCUCAGGUGGCUGUUUCGGUUCGACACAAAAGCGGACCAUUGUCGGCGGGUAUGCCUGGGCUUGGUGGCUGGUUACUGAUGUACAACGAAUUUCUCUUGAGGUGAUGACCCUGAAUCCCAUGUGUGAAUACGUGGAGACCGCUCAAGGUGUCCCACUUACUGUCACCGGAGUCGCGCAGUGCAAGAUCAUGAACGAAGACGAGCUACUCACCACCGCCUGCGAGCAGUUCCUCGGCAAGUCUGUUAAGGAGAUCAAAAUGACCGUCCUGCAUACCCUGGAAGGGCAUUUGAGAGCUAUACUAGGAACUCUUACAGUAGAAGAGGUGUACCGAGACCGGGACCAGUUCGCGGGUCUGGUCCGCGAGGUGGCAGCACCCGACGUCGGACGGAUGGGCAUCGAGAUCCUGUCCUUCACGAUCAAGGACGUGUACGAUGACGUGCAGUACCUCGCCAGCCUUGGUAAGGCGCAGACGGCGGCGGUGAAGCGCGACGCCAACAUUGGAGUCGCACAGGCCAAUAGGGACGCGGGUAUCAGGGAGGCGGAAUGCGAGAAGAGCGCGAUGGACGUGAAAUAUUCCACCGAUACCAAGAUAGAGGACAACAACAGGUUGUUCAAGUUGCAGAAGGCGCAGUUUGACCAGGAAAUUAACACUGCUAAAGCAGAAUCUGCUCUAGCGUAUGAACUACAAGCUGCUAAGAUCAAGCAGAGAAUCCGUAACGAAGAAAUCCAGAUCGAAGUUGUUGAAAGACGAAAGCAAAUUGAGGUGGAGCAACAAGAGAUCCUCCGCCGUGAAGAGGAGCUGGUGUCGACAGUGCGACUGCCCGCUGAGGCCGAGGCAUACCGUCUGCAGACUAUCGCCGAGGGAAAACGGACUCAAACAGUGGAAGCAGCGAAGGCGGACGCUGAGCGCAUCAAGGUGCUAGGUCUGGCUGAGGCGACUGCUAUAGGCGACGUGGGGAAGGCGGACGCGGAGCGGAUGCUGGCUAAGGCUAAAGUCUACAAGCAGUACGGAGAUGCGGCAAUCAUGGCGCUCGUGCUUGAAGCUCUGCCUAAGAUCGCAGCGGAGGUAUCAGCACCGUUAGCUAAAACGGACGAGAUAGUGUUGGUGGGCGACAACGGCGCGACGGGCGAGGUGGCGCGCAUCGCUGGAGGUAUACCGCCCGCGCUGAAGACUCUCACAGGACUUGAUAUUUCACAAGUGCUCAAGCGGCUGCACCCCAGCGCCUCGCCAGAUGAUAAUCUCUUGGCUUCGUCGAGUAAGAAGAAAGAAGUUGUGGCAUGUUAAUUUGUAUUUAAGUCACGUCAUAUCAGCUUAAUAUUGAAACGACAUUUAAAUAUGUAUUCUACUUAAAUAAACUA
This is a messenger RNA of Papilio polytes (common Mormon), 1610 nucleotides long. It is a transcript of the gene Flo2, whose product is annotated as flotillin-2. The record is from RefSeq and is a predicted model, not a curated record. The coding region runs from base 208 to 1536 and encodes 442 amino acids. The transcript is spliced from 10 exons. Gene Ontology annotation, biological process: protein localization to plasma membrane; regulation of myoblast differentiation. Lineage: Eukaryota; Metazoa; Arthropoda; Insecta; Lepidoptera; Papilionidae. Gene Ontology annotation, cellular component: plasma membrane.